AAGAAAUUAUAUGUAAAUAUUUAGUAGGAUGUGAUGGUUGUCAUUCUGCCGUCAGAAAAGGAGUAAAGGAUUGGACUUUUGAAGGUCAGGCAUUGAAAUCUUCCUGGGCUUUAGCUGACGUAGAAGUUGAUCAUGAAUUGCUUAAAUAUGACCAUGCAACGGCUUUCCCAACUAAUGAUGGGCCUAUUGUGCUAAUACCAUUGGAUGCUAGAAAAAAUACUUACCGUAUCGUUGCAAAAAUUUCUGACGAAGAGAAUAAACCUGAAACUAAUGAUCAAGUUACGCAUGGUCUCACAAAUGAAACGCAUAUUACGCUGGAAGAGUUGCAGAAACUAUUUGAUGAGAGAAUUGCCCCGAUUAAAAUGGAACUAAAGAAUCCAGUAUGGAUUUCCAAUUUCAAGAUUAACGAAAGAAUUGUAAAUAGAUAUAGAACAGGAAAUGUGUUCGUCGCUGGAGAUGCUGCUCACUGUCAUUCGCCAUUUGGUGGUCAAGGAAUGAAUUUAGGAAUUCAAGACGCUCAUAAUUUGGCAUUCAAAUUGGCCCUAGUUAUUAGAGGUCAGACAGCUGACACUAAUAAACUUCUUGAUAGUUAUGAAAAAGAACGGUACCCCGUUGGUAAAAGUAUUGUUGAAGGUACCGGUUUUGUUACAAAAAUGUUGGCUGCUAAAGAUUUUAUUAGCACAUUCCUCCGAACGCGCGUUGUUCCUUUAAUGUUCCAUUUCUUCCCCCAAACUGCAUUUAAAUUCCAAAACAAUUUAUUUCAAACCAAUCUUAAUUACUUGCCUGAAUCUUCCGAUAUUCUUCACAAGUAUACACCUCGUUCAAGCGCUGAAAACAAAUUGAUCAAAGCAG
Messenger RNA from Racocetra persica, 852 nucleotides. The record is from the annotation of a GenBank genome assembly. Lineage: Eukaryota; Fungi; Glomeromycota; Glomeromycetes; Diversisporales; Gigasporaceae.